UAUAAUUGUCAGCAGAAAUAAAAUUAAACAGAAACAACAACAACAGAAGCAGCAGAAAACAAAACAACAUUUGAUCUGCAAAAUAAAAGUGAAAUAAAAAAAUGUCUAAAAUAAAAAUAAACCUUUUAUUAUAAGAAGACACAAGAUGGCUGAUUAACCCCAUGAUCGUAACCUUCAUAAAGUUAAUAAUAAUGACGAUGGAUAUUAUGACUAUGACGACUAUGGAGACCUAAUGCAUGUUGUUAGUUCUUCAAUACCGAUCAUUUAUACAUUCGCUCUCUUCUUACACUUGUUACAAAAAGUCAACAACAAAUAGCCAGCAACAAAAGCCAGCCAACAGUAAACGAAUGAGAAGUAAACAGCUCAAGCUACUAAAUAGAUUGAUCUUUUGAUGAACACACUGCUCAAACUCUGAUCUUGUGUAAUUUGAUACCAAUUGUGAAUGCCACUUGGAAAUUAUUAUAACGGCUACAACAUCGAAGAAGACUACUACGGAUAGCUAUAGCUCCAAUAAAGAUGUUAAAAUCACAUCAUCGUCAUCAUCAUCGUCGUGAUCAUCAUCAGCAGCAGCAACAGGAACAACGUCUAUGUCUAUGUUUAUUUUUCUUCUUCACUUCAUGCAAAUUAAACUGACAUCAAUACAGUAACGAGCGGACAGCAAUAACAGCAGCAUUAAACUGAUAUUAUUAUUGUUGUUGUGUUUAAUUGAUGGUGCUCAGUAAAAGUUUUAAGUUUUCAAAAACAAUAAGAGCAAAGUAAAAGGUUCAAAAAGGACCAGUUGCUUGUUAAAGUAGUAUUUUCAAAACAAAAACAAAAUUUGCCAAAAUGUUGCAGAAUACGAGCACAUCGUCAACGGCUGGUCAACAGCAAAUGCCACAACCAAAACUUGUUGUUAUACGACGUCGGCCAAAUCAAGGUUUUGGUUUUACUCUACGUCAUUUUAUUGCUUAUCCACCGGAAGAUGAUCCCUCUUGGCCACAGGAAGCAUCCGAACCGUACCAAGUGAAAGCUAUGGAAACGAUUUUCAUAAAAGAAGUACAUCCGAAUGGACCCGCUUACUAUGCCAACCUGCAGACAGGCGAUCGCGUUCUAAUGGUGAACAACACACCAAUAGCUGGUAUCGCCUACAGUAACAUUGUGUCGAUGAUCAAGCAAACGCCUUCGGAAUUGAAAUUGUUGGUGGUGCCCAAGGAGUGUGAUGUUUUGCAAAUGCAUUAUACAAGUAUUGCUCAUACCCCACAAUCAAAUGUUACCAAUGUAGGAAAUGGUAAUGGUGCCUCCUCUGCCUCUAAUAACACAAACACUAAUUUCCCUUCUAUAUCAUCGUCAUCGACGUCGUCUGGUGCUCUUUUACCCAUGUCUGUGGCGAUGGUGGGAAAACCUUUUCCUGUACAACACCAGCAACAUCAAUUGAUCUCAUUUCCUGCUUCUCAGCAGGCCAGUCGUUCCGGUAGUAUUACUAGCACUAACAGUUUAAGACCUUUAACAAAUUCGGAUUAUAUGGAUAUAGCAACAGCCCAGAGUUAUCAUCAUCAGCAGCAACAACAACACCAACAGCAACAACUUUCAGGCAAUUUACUUACACAUAGUGAUAGUGGCAGUUAUUUGCGCGUUUAACUAUGACAAUGGCCUUUGUAACCAAUACCACCAGCGCUAGCAAACCAAACCCAACCCAAACUAUACCCACUACCAUUAACAAAUCGAUCAUAGUGCAAGCAAUUGUGCAGUUAAAAUGCAUUUGUCAAUGUUUUGUCUUUUGUAUGUGAAUAUAUUUUGAAUGAAAAAAAAAGAGAAAAAUUAUUUGUUUUUGUGAAUUGUUUUUUAUUA
Molecule: messenger RNA, 1827 nt
Organism: Lucilia cuprina (Australian sheep blowfly)
Lineage: Eukaryota; Metazoa; Arthropoda; Insecta; Diptera; Calliphoridae
Product: rho GTPase-activating protein 21-B-like
Exons: 4
Coding region: 826-1617 (263 amino acids)
Molecular function (GO): protein binding
Source: RefSeq, a predicted model, not a curated record